Messenger RNA from Arthroderma uncinatum, 5112 nucleotides. Its product is annotated as transcription elongation factor spt6. Gene Ontology annotation, biological process: mRNA transcription by RNA polymerase II; transcription elongation-coupled chromatin remodeling; positive regulation of transcription elongation by RNA polymerase II. Bases 1 to 5112 code for a protein of 1703 amino acids. Lineage: Eukaryota; Fungi; Ascomycota; Eurotiomycetes; Onygenales; Arthrodermataceae. Gene Ontology annotation, molecular function: acyltransferase activity, transferring groups other than amino-acyl groups; DNA binding; nucleosome binding. The transcript is spliced from 7 exons. Gene Ontology annotation, cellular component: transcription elongation factor complex. The record is from RefSeq and is a predicted model, not a curated record.
AUGAGCACCCAUGAUCUAGUGCAGACCGAAGCUGUGCUGGACGACGAGGAGGAUGAGUCGUUCGGCGAAGAGGGUGGUGAGCAGGGCAAGGGACCGGAAGAAAACGGCCAUUACGAUGACUCGAGCGAAGAAGAGCUGGACGAUGAAGACGAGGACGCGGUUCGCGCUGUCCGAGAAGGCUUUAUCGUCGAUGAAGAUGAAGAGGACGAAGAACGCACACGCAGAAGACGAGAGAAGAAGAAACGUCCAAGGCAGGAGCGCGUGGAGGAGGACGAGCUGCUGGAUGAAGAUGAUCUCUAUCUGAUCAGGGAGAACAACCCGGACUUUGACCUGCCCAUGCCCAAUGAGUCAAAAUUCAAGCGCCUAAAGCGUGGCCACAAGGUCGGACGAGACCAGGUACAGGGAAUCAACGACAUCUUCAAUUCCGAUGAGGAGGACGAAGCAGAGACAUACGGACGCGGCCGGGACCGGAGAAACAUGCACGAUGACCUUGACGACUUCAUCGAGAAAGAUGUCUUCUCGGACGAGGACGACCGGCAACAGGAAGACGAAGAGAUUGCCCGCCCGGCAAGGAAAGGCCUUUCUGGAUUCGCCGUAACCGAAGCGACCGGGCUUGAUGAAGCUGCUCUCGAAGAUAUGCGCAUGGCCUUUGGUGAUGGAAACGACUACCUGUUCGCCCUCGAGAUGGAAGACGAGGAAGAGGAGCAGGAGGAAGAUGAAGAAAAACAGCUGGACCUAAAGGACGUCUUCGAGCCGUCGCAGCUUGCAGAGAAGAUGAUGACUGAUGACGAUAAUUUGAUACGGUCUACUGAUGAGCCAGAACGUUACCAGCUUGCCAGAAAGCCAUACCAGCAUGUCGUCCUAACAGAAGAGCAGUUCCGCGAAGAGGCAGUUUGGAUAUCGAACCUGAUGCUGUUAAAGAAGCGACUUGACGCCGACCUACACGAUCCAUUCCAGCGGGCUGUGGCGAAAGUCCUCGAGUUUAUGGUCACGGACGACUGGGAGGUACCCUUCAUCUUCCAGCACCGAAAGGACUACCUCAUCCACGCCGUCAAGAUACCAGUUCCAGAUGGCGGAACAAACCCAGAUGGAGGAAAAUACAUCGUCGAGGCCGAGAAGCUUCUAAGUAUGAUUGACCUGUGGGAUAUCUUCGAAUACGACUUGAAGUUCCGCGCUCUUGUCGAUAAGCGAAAUACCCUCCAGACUACGUACGACAACCUACAGACGAUAUCUAACGUCAAGGAUGAGAUGUUCGAGGAAAUGCUUCCGGCCGCUGUUACCAUGGAAGAAUUACAGGACGCCCAGGACUACCUCUACUUCCAGUACUCCACACAGCUUAAGGAUAUCUCCCUUUUCAACAGCAACGAGGGAGAAAACGGUGCCUCUAUCCAACGCCGCAAAACUUCAACAAAGACAUUCUUCGAGCGAGUACGCAACAGCCGAGCCUACGGGCUAGUUCGUGCUUUCGGUAUCACGCCAGACGCCUUUGCACAGAACGCGAUGAAGGCAGGGCGCAGGCAAUAUAUCGACGACGCUAGUGAAAAGCCGGAUGACAUGGCUGAUAACCUCCUCGACUCGAGCUUUACGAACGGUAACCAUGCCAUGAAGGCCGCUCGAACAAUGUUUGCUGAGGAACUCACCAUGAGCCCCAAGGUCCGGAAAGUCAUGAGACAGGCCUUCUACAUGAGCGGAGUCAUCGAAUGUUUCAGAACUGAAAAGGGAUUGAAGAAGAUUGAUGAACAUCACCCUUACUAUGAGUUCAAAUAUCUACGAGACCAACAGCUUUCGGACAUCGCACGACGCCCUGAGCUCUUCUUAAGAAUGCUUAAGGCAGAAGACGAAGGCCUCGUUGAUAUCAAGGUCCGCUUUAAGAAUUUCGACUCCUUCAAGCAGCGUCUAUACCCCGACAUUCAAUCCGAUAACUUCAGUGAAAUCGCAGAUGCCUGGAACAAGGAACGAAAGGAUGUUCUAGACCUGGCACUUGCCAAACUGGAAAAGAUCAUGAGCAAGGGUGUUAAAGAGAACAUCAGAACGGAAUGUGAGAAUCAUGUUGGAAGGGAAUGCAGAGAAGUUUUCUCGCAGCGACUGGAUCAGGCCCCUUAUAAACCCAAGGGAAUGAUUCUAGGUACUAUCCCACGUGUCCUCUCUCUUACAAACGGAUCUGGAAUCGUCGGCAAAGACCCCAUCUACUGGACCUGGGUUGAAGAGGAUGGCCGAGUGUUAGAGCACGGCAAGUUUGUUGACCUUGCCCUUGGUGACUCAGAUCGCAUGAUAUCCGACGGGAAGGAUGUAGAGGCCUUCGUUGAGCUUGUUGAGCGCCGCAAACCCGACGUUAUUGGAGUUUCUGGACUUUCACCCGAAACCAGAAAACUAUACAAACAGCUAUCGGAGCUUGUCCAGUCGAAGGACCUUCGAGGUGCGUUUUACACCGAUGAUCGGGAUGAGGAGGUUAGCGAUAUCCUGGAGGUCGUCAUUGUCAACGACGAAGUUGCCAGGCUUUACCAGACGAGUCGCAGGGCCGAGUUGGAUCACCCAGGUUUCAGCCCCAAGAGCCGUUAUUGUGUCGCCCUGGCGAAAUACCUCCAAAACCCAAUGAAGGAAUACGCCUCACUAGGCAGGGAUAUUGUAUCCAUCCAAUUUAGGCCCGGCCAGCAGCUCAUCCCUCAAGAGAAGCUACUGAAGCAAUUGGAAACCGCUUUGGUUGACAUGGUGAACCUUGUUGGUGUUGAUAUCAACGAGGCUGUUAGCGACGUGUCGACAGCGAACCUUCUUACAUAUGUUAGCGGUCUUGGUCCUCGAAAAGCUUCACAGCUGUUGAAGGUUAUAAACAUGAACGGCGGUGUGGUCAAUAGCCGUAUGGAACUCUUGGGUGUAAAUGCUCAGUACCCGGCCAUGGGUGUGAAAGUGUGGAACAAUUGCGCCAGUUUCCUCUACAUUGACUAUGACAAUGCAGACCCCGAUACUGAUUACCUAGACAAUACUCGUGUGCACCCUGAGGAUUACGAUAUUGGCAGGAAGAUUGCUGCAGACGCUCUUGAGCUUGAUGAGGAAGAUAUCAAAGCCGAGACCGAUGAGAACGGACAAGGAGCAAUUGUUCGAAAGCUUAUCAAAGAAGACGCACAAGAUAAAGUCAAUGAUCUUCUUUUAGAAGAAUACGCCGAGCAGCUGGAGAAUAAUCUUAACCAGCGAAAGAGAGCUACGCUUGAGACAAUUCGUGCAGAAUUGCAGCAACCGUACGAAGAACUCCGCAAACAGUUUGUCUUCCUCGGUACUGAUGCCAUUUUCACCAUGUUUACUGGUGAAACCACCGAAUCACUAGCUCAAGGCAUGAUUGUACCAAUUACUAUCAAGAGGAUUUCUGAUGACCACAUUGACGGCAAGCUUGAUUGUGGCAUUGACGCCCUUGUUCCAGAGAUGGAGAUGACUGAUAGAUACGACAUUCCUGUACGAAGCUUAUACGCACCUCACCAGACUGCUUUGGCAAAGAUUCUCUAUCUGAACCGAAAAGCCUUUGUUGCGAAUGUCUCUCUCCGAGAAGACCAAGUAAGCAAGCCCUACCGCCGACAACUAGACCACAUGCGCGACGAGUGGGAUGAAGAACAAGAGCGUGCCGAUCAAGAGGCCAUGAAGGAAAAGACUCAGACGGAUCAACGCACCUUGCGUGUAAUUAAACAUCCCCUCUUCCGGCCAUUCAACGGCAAGCAGGCUGAAGAGUUCCUUGCACCACAAAGCCGUGGUGAUGUUGUGAUUCGUCCGUCAUCCAAGGGCCACGACCAUCUUGCUGUUACUUGGAAGGUUGCUGAUGGGGUAUACCAGCAUGUCGAUGUGCUGGAGCUGGAUAAGGAGAAUGAAUUUACAGUUGGAAGGAUUUUGAAGAUUGGAGGCAAGUAUUCGUAUACCGAUCUUGAUGAGUUGAUUGUCAACCAUGUCAAGGCCAUGGCGAAGAAGGUGGAUGAUAUGAUGGUCCAUGAGAAGUAUCAGAGCGGCACCAAAGAAGCAACAGAGGGCUGGUUGACAACCUACACGACUGCCAACCCCAAACGGUCUGCCUACGCGUUCUGUCUCGAUACCAAACACCCUGGUUAUUUCAACCUCUGCUUCAAGGCCGGGUUAAAGGCACCACUGAACAGCUGGCCUGUGAAGGUGAUACCACAAGGCUACGAGCUUCAGCGAACUCCAUAUCCUGAUAUGAGAGCUUUGUGUAAUGGAUUCAAGCUCCUCCAUGCGAAUAUGCUUGCCUCGCAGCAGCGACACCCUGUCACCUGCCUGUCAUUUGAUGUCGCCUUUGACUCCUUCACGACCUCUAUUUCACGCCGGGACAGCGAGGCUGCUUGGAACGUGGAUACGCCCUUUGUGGGCAGCGUCGAUCAUUUCCUAUCCAAAUUUUCUUACCCGUCUCUCUUCUUUAUCUGCGCAAAAUCCUUCGAUAUGGCUGCCGAAAAACCUGACGAGGACGAGAAUGUCAAAUAUCCUACAGGCGGAGCACCGCCACAGCCAUUUCGAGUGGCCUUGCCAUGUCAUGAAAAGGAAAUAGUUACUCCGCGAACGGUUCUCGUACCGAUGAAGUACGAGUAUGCUUCUGAGCUGGUCAGGGUUAAUACUAAGUUAAUAGAGGCCUGGCGUGAGAUUCCGGCACUGCAGCCCAUGUUGAAAUAUUUGGUAUAUAACGCUCCAGAUGUCCCUGCGAUACAUAAAUGGAUGGAUAGCAAAAAGGUUCAAAUGUCAGAAACCGAAGCCUUCAGGUUCCAUUACGCCGUAAUGAUGCGAGAAGAGGAGCCGGGACAGGAUCCAAAAGCUGGCAGAUUCAUCGGGUCCGUUGGUAUGAACCAGUUUCUACCUAUUCCCAACAUAGGCUAUUCUAUCGACGCCGACCUCUGGGGCAAAGGGUAUGGCACUGAAGCAGUCAGGGCCUUCCUGGACGCCUGGUGGGCUUUGCCUAGAGUCCCCUCUGAGGAUGGUGAUGGUGAUAGCAAGGGGGAGAGGGUAUUCGCAAAUGUGAACAAGGCGAAUUCACCAAGUAUAAAGCUAUUGGAGAAGUGUGGGUUUAACAUCUAUAAGGAGAAGACUAUGGCGGAUGGCUCGGUUAUGUGCUUCCUACAGAUAGUGAGAUGA